AGCUGCACACUUUUCAUCCAGAGUCUCCAGCUCUCUCCUUCUCUACUGGGACCCCCCAGGGACUUCUCUCUUCUGCUGCUGCUACUUCUUCUAUCUCAAUAGUUUCUUUUAUUAUUGUUGUUGUUUCCUGACUUUUCUCCAACACAAACUCUGCUCUGAAGUUCUGCACAUCCCAAGCAAAAGAGCCAGCAAAGGGAAACAGGAAAGUAAAGGUGCUCCGGAUCAGCUGUGGCCAGAGAGUGAACCAGGGCUUGCCAAGAAACUUCUCACACUUUCCAGGCACUGGACAAAUAAUAAGGGAACUAAUCUGAUUGUUGAGGUUGGUUUGAGCAGCUUGAAGUUGAUUUCACAGUGUGGGCUCAGGAUCCAGAAGUCCCAGCACACUUUCUGUCUCUCUCCACCCUUUUUUCCUCUUGCUGAUCCCCAUAUAUAAAGCUCCCAGCCCGAGCCAUCAUGAGCACAAACGAUUAUUACGAGCAGCCGGAUCUGUACCAAGGCACGGACUCUGAGGAGAUGCCAGCCACCGAGAAGGACCUGGCAGAGGACGCCCCCUGGAAGAAGAUCCAACAGAACACCUUCACCAGGUGGUGCAAUGAGCACCUCAAGUGCAUGAACAAGCGCAUAGGGGACCUGCAGAAGGACCUGACUGAUGGACUCAAACUCAUCGCUCUGCUGGAGGUGCUCAGCCAAAAGAAGAUGUAUAGAAAGUAUCACUCCAGACCCAACUUCAGGCAGAUGAAGCUGGAAAAUGUGUCCGUGGCCCUGGAGUUCCUGGACAGGGAGCACAUCAAGCUGGUGUCUAUAGACUCAAAAGCCAUUGUAGAUGGGAACCUAAAGCUGAUCCUGGGUUUGAUCUGGACACUGAUCCUCCAUUACUCUAUCUCAAUGCCAAUGUGGGAAGAUGAGGAUGAAGAAGAUAUCAAAAAACAGACACCAAAACAAAGGCUUCUGGGAUGGAUCCAGAACAAGAUACCUCAGCUCCCAAUCACUAACUUCCACCGAGACUGGCAGGAUGGUAAAGCUCUGGGAGCCUUGGUGGACAACUGUGCACCAGGACUUUGCCCAGACUGGGAAGCCUGGGACCCCAAUCAGCCAGUGGAGAAUGCCAGAGAGGCCAUGCAGCAGGCAGAUGAUUGGCUGGGAGUGCCACAGGUUAUUGCCCCAGAAGAAAUUGUGGAUCCCAAUGUGGAUGAGCACUCAGUCAUGACAUAUCUGUCCCAGUUCCCCAAAGCCAAGCUGAAGCCUGGAGCUCCACUUCGUUCCAAACAACUGCACCCUAAGAAAGCCAUCGCCUAUGGUCCAGGGAUUGAGCCUCAGGGUAAUAUAGUCUUGAAGCCUGCCUACUUCACAGUAGAAACCAUUGAAGCCGGUCUUGGGGAGGUGUUGGUGUUUAUUGAGGAUCCUGAGGGACAUACAGAGGAGGCAAAGGUCAUUCCAAACAAUGAUAAGAACAGGACCUACUCUGUCAGCUAUUUGCCAAAGGUUGCAGGUCUCCACAAGGUCACAGUAUUGUUUGCUGGUCAGAACAUCAAUAACAGUCCAUUUAAUGUCAAUGUUGCAAUGGCACUUGGAGAUGCCAACAAAGUGACAGCACGAGGACCUGGGCUGGAGCCUGUUGGAAAUGUUGCCAAUAAGCCAACAUACUUUGAUAUCUAUACUGCAGGUGCUGGUUCUGGAGAUGUUGGGGUUGUCAUCGUUGAUCCUCAAAACCGUCAGGACACUGUGGAGGUGGUUCUAGAAGACAAAGGAGACAAUAUAUAUCGUUGCACCUACAGACCCAACAUGGAAGGUCCCCACAAGAUCUACAUCACAUUUGCCGGAGCACAAAUACCUAAAUGUCCUUAUGUUGUCAACAUCUCAGAAGCUAUUGUUGUUCUUCCCCAGGCGCCCAGCACCCCUCCCCUGCAGAUCAUUCCCCUGGCCGUUCUCACCCCACCUCCUGAUAAAGCCAAGAAAGUGGCUCCCCCACCUCCACCAAAACCCAAACCGCGCAAAUCAACCUGUAAUCCCAAUGCUUGCAGAGCUUCUGGACGGGGUCUGCAGCCCAAGGGGGUGCGCGUGAAGGAAGUGGCAGAUUUCAAGGUGUUUACCAAGGGUGCAGGAAGUGGGGAACUGAAAGUCACCGUCAAAGGACCAAAAGGCACAGAGGAACCUGUAAAGAUCCGUGAUGUUGGGGAUGGUGUGUAUGAAUGUGAUUAUUACCCCAUACACCCAGGAAAAUACAUUGUAAAUAUUACGUGGGGUGGAAAUGCCAUACCCAGAAGUCCCUUCGAGGUUUAUAUCAGCCCUGAGGUUGGCGUUCAGAAAGUGCGGGCAUGGGGUCCUGGCUUGGAGACAGGCAUGGUGGGAAAGUCAGCAGAUUUUGUGGUUGAGGCAAUCGGCACAGAGGUGGGAACUCUCGGCUUCUCAAUCGAGGGACCCUCCCAGGCAAAGAUAGAGUGUGACGACAAGGGAGAUGGGUCAUGUGAUGUGCGCUACUGGCCCACAGAACCAGGAGAGUAUGCAGUACAUGUCAUCUGCGAUGAUGAGGACAUCAAGGACAGUCCUUUUAUUGCUCACAUUUUACCAGCCAGUAUCAAGGGAUUCCCAGAGAAGGUCAAAGCAUAUGGUCCCGGACUGGAACCCACUGGGUGCAUAGUUGAGCAUCCUGCUGAGUUCACCAUUGAUGCCCGGGCUGCUGGAAAAGCAGAGUUGAAAAUCUAUGCUCAGGAUGCUGAGGGAUCACCUAUUGACAUCAAGAUUAAAGACAACGGAGACAAUACAUAUGUCUGUGUAUAUGUCCCAACAAAGCCCAUCAAACAUACCAUCAUUAUCUCCUGGGGAGGUGUCAAUAUCCCCAACAGCCCUUACAGGGUUUCUGUUGGUGAAGGGAGUCAUCCCAAUAAAGUAAAGGUUUAUGGACCUGGCGUAGAGAAGACAGGACUGAAAGCAAAUGAGCCAACCUACUUCACUGUGGACUGCAGUGAGGCAGGACAAGGUGAUGUCAGCAUUGGGAUUAAGUGUGCACCUGGUGUUGUGGGACCUGCAGAGGCAGAUAUUGACUUUGACAUAAUUAAAAAUGAUAAUGAUACAUUUACUGUGAAAUACACCCCACCUGGUGCUGGAAGAUAUACCAUCAUGGUGCUGUUUGCUGACCAGGAAAUUCCCAUCAGUCCAUUUCGUGUUAAAGUUGAUCCAUCACAUGACGCCAACAAGGUCCGAGCUGAGGGUCCAGGGCUCAGCCGCACAGGAGUGGAAGUUGGCAAACCAACACACUUCACCGUAUACACUAAGGGUGCCGGGAAAGCAAAGGUGGAUGUCCAAUUCACUGGUACCUCAAAAGGAGAAGUUGUGCAAGACUUUGAAAUUAUUGAUAACCAUGACUAUUCAUAUACUAUCAAGUAUACAGCUGUACAGCAGGGUAACAUAACUGUGUCAGUAACGUAUGGAGGUGACCCUGUUCCUAAGAGUCCAUUUAUUGUGAAUGUAGCACCUCCUCUAGAUCUGAGCAAGGUCAAAGUUGAAGGACUUAACAAUAAGGUGGAUGUUGGGAAGGAUCAAGAGUUCACCAUUAACACCAGUGGGGCAGGUGGUCAAGGAAAAGUGGAUGUAAAGAUUACAUCACCAUCCCGUAGGCCAAUUCCGUGUAAGGUGGAGACUGGGGUCACAAGUGAUAUUCACACUGUCAAAUAUAUGCCCCCCGAGGAAGGACCAUACAAGGUGGAUAUCAGUUAUGAUGGACACCCUGUUCCUGGAAGCCCAUUCUCUGUGGAGGCUGUGAUGCCACCAGACCCUUCCAAGGUUCGUGCCUAUGGACCCGGCCUAAAAGGUGGUUUUGUGGGUAAACCUGCACCAUUUGCCAUUGACACCAAAGGAGCUGGUACAGGGGGACUGGGACUGACUGUGGAGGGACCCUGUGAGGCAAAGAUUGAAUGCCAGGACAAUGGAGAUGGCUCCUGUUCUGUUUCCUAUCUUCCUACAGAGCCGGGAGAGUAUUCCAUAAAUAUCCUAUUUGCAGAAUCCCAUAUUCCAGGCUCUCCCUUCAAAGCUGACAUCCGCCCUGUCUUCGACCCCAGCAAGGUGACUGCAAGUGGACCUGGUCUGGAGAAGGGAAAGGCCGGGGAGGUGGCUACUUUCACUGUAGACUGCUCCAAAGCUGGAGAUGCUGAGCUCACCAUCGAGAUUCUAUCUGAUUCAGGUUCAAAAGCAGAGGUUCUAAUACAGAAUAAUAGCGACGGGACCUAUAGCAUCACUUACAUCCCAUCAUGCCCUGGGGCUUACACCAUUACAAUUAAAUAUGGAGGACAUGCUGUACCAAAAUUCCCUGUACGCGUCAACGUGGAACCUGCGGUAGACACCAGUGGGGUGAAGGUGUUCGGUCCAGGGGUAGAGCCUAGAGGCGUUCUCCGUGAGGUCAUUACAGACUUCACAGUUGAUGCUCGAUCUUUGGCCAAGAAAGGUGGAAGUCAUGUGACCACACGCAUACUUGGCCCAUCAGGUGCUAUUACUGAAAGCUUUAUCACUGACAAAGGAGAUGGCACCUACCAUGUGCAAUACACAGCUUACGAAGAUGGUGUGCACCUGGUGGAGGUUCUGUAUGAUGAUGUUCCAGUACCUAAAAGCCCAUUCCGUGUCACUGUCACUGAGGGCUGUGAUCCAACCCGGGUAAGAGCUUAUGGUCCUGGUUUAGAAGGAGGCAUACUGAACAAGCCCAACUGUUUUACAGUGGAGACCAGAGGUGCUGGUACCGGUGGUCUUGGCUUGGCAAUAGAAGGUCCUUCAGAAGCAAAGAUGUCAUGCAAAGACAAUAAAGAUGGAAGCUGUAGUGUGGAGUACAUUCCAUUCACUCCUGGAGAUUAUGAUGUGAAUAUCACCUUUGGUGGACGUCCUAUACCAGGAAGUCCAUUCCGUGUGCCUGUGAAGGAGGUUGUAGACCCCAGCAAAGUGAAGUGUUCAGGGCCUGGGCUGGGGGCUGGUGUGAGAGCACAUGUGCCACAAACCUUUACAGUGGACUGCAGCAAAGCUGGGCUGGCACCUCUUGAGGUUCUGGUGCAAGGACCCUCAGGUUUGGCAGAACCUGUUGAUGUGCGUGAUAAUGGUGAUGGGACACAUACAGUGAACUACACUCCUGCUACAGAUGGACCAUACACCGUGUCUGUGAGAUAUGCUGACCAAGAGGUGCCACGAAGCCCAUUCAAGAUCAAGGUUCUGCCAACUCAUGAUGCAAGCAAAGUACGAGCCAGUGGUCCAGGCCUGAACACAGCAGGUAUCCCAGCCAGCUUGCCAGUAGAAUUCACCAUUGAUGCCCGUGAUGCAGGGGAGGGACUAUUAACUGUUCAGAUCCUGGACCCAGAGGGUAAACCAAAGAAAGCCAACAUCAGAGGAAACGGUGAUGGCACAUACACAGUAUCUUAUGUACCAGACAUGGCUGGGAGAUACACCAUCACCAUCAAGUACGGAGGGGACGAGAUCCCUUACUCUCCAUUCCGUAUCCAUGCGGUACCCACAGGAGAUGCCAGCAAGUGCUUAGUAACAGUGUCCAUUGGAGGACAUGGCUUAGGAGCUUGUCUGGGGCCCUCCAUUCAGAUCGGAGAGGAGACAGUCAUCACUGUGGAUGCUAAAGCUGCUGGGAAGGGGAAGGUGACAUGUAAGGUGUCUACACCAGAUGGAGCCGAACUUGAUGUGGAUGUAGUGGAAAACCAAGAUGGCACCUUCGACAUUUACUACACAGCGCCUGAACCAGGAAAAUACGUCAUCACCAUCCGCUUUGGAGGGGAGCUUAUUCCCAAUAGUCCGUUCCAUGUGGUGGCAACUGAGGAGCCUGUUGUACCUGCGGAUAACCUGGAUAGCUUGCUUAGGCCGUUCAACCUGGUCAUCCCAUUCACUGUACAGAAAGGAGAAAUUACAGGAGAGGUCCAUAUGCCUUCUGGUAAGACUGCUCGUCCUAACAUUACUGAUAAUAAAGAUGGAACCGUCACAGUGAAAUUUGCCCCAACUGAAAAAGGACUGCAUGAAAUGGACAUAAAGUAUGAUGGAAAUCACAUACCAGGAAGCCCACUGCAGUUUUAUGUAGAUGCCAUCAACAGCCGUCAUGUAAACGCAUACGGUCCAGGCCUGAUCCACGGAAUGGUGAACAAACCUGCCACUUUCACUAUAGUUACAAAAGAUGCAGGAGAAGGUGGCCUGUCCCUUGCUGUAGAAGGUCCUUCUAAGGCUGAGAUCACCUGCAAGGAUAAUAAAGAUGGAACCUGCACGGUAUCCUACCUACCAACAGCGCCUGGAGACUAUAACAUCAUUGUGCGCUUUGACGACAAGCACAUACCAGGCAGCCCAUUCACAGCCAAGAUUACAGGAGAUGACUCCAUGAGGACUUCACAACUCAACGUGGGGACAGCCACAGAUGUUUCUCUCAAGAUCACAGAGUCAGAUCUCAGCGUGUUAACCGCAAGCAUCAGAGCUCCUUCUGGAAAUGAGGAACCCUGUCUGCUCAAGAGGCUUCCCAACAGACAUAUCGGAAUUUCUUUUACACCAAAAGAAGUAGGUGAACACGUGGUAAGCGUUAAGAAGAACGGAAAGCAUGUGACCAACAGCCCAUUUAAGAUCAUGGUGGGACAGUCUGAGAUUGGUGAUGCCAGCAAGGUGAAGGUGUCCGGCAAGGGACUACUGGAGGGAAUAACAUUUGAGGUGUCAGAGUUUAUUGUAGACACCAGGAAUGCGGGUUAUGGAGGUUUGGGAUUGUCUAUUGAAGGGCCAAGUAAAGUAGAUAUAAAUUGUGAUGAUGUGGAAGAUGGAACGUGCAAAGUGUCAUAUUGCCCAACUGAGCCCGGAACGUAUAUUAUAAACAUCAAGUUUGCUGAUAAACAUGUGCCAGGAAGCCCAUUCAUGGUUAAAGUCACAGGUGAAGGGCGUAUGAAGGAAAGUAUAACACGGAGACGCCAGGCUCCCUCUAUAGCUAGCAUCGGUAGCACAUGCGACCUGAACCUUAAAAUCCCAGGUAAUUGGUUCCAGAUGGUAUCUGCCCAAGAACGCCUAACGCGAACUUUCACUCGUAGUAGCCAUACAUACACUCGCACAGAACGCACAGAGAUCAGUAAAACUCGUGGUGGGGAAACCAAACGUGAGGUGCGAGUAGAAGAAUCCACUCAGGUUGGGGGCGAUCCUUUCCACAAUGUGUUUGGAGACUUCUUGGGACGUGAAAGUCUGGGGUCAUUCAGCACCAUAGCAAGACCAGAGGGUGAGGCAGGUUCCCAGGAUAUGACAGCACAGGUGACCAGCCCAUCUGGAAAGACAGCUGAUGCAGAGAUUAUCGAUGGUGAGGAUAGCACCUACAGUGUGCGAUUUGUACCACAAGAGAUGGGAGCUCACACUGUAAGCGUCAAGUAUCGUGGUCAGCAUGUCCCUGGAAGUCCUUUCCAGUUUACAGUUGGACCCAUGGGAGAAGGUGGAGCCCAUAAGGUCAGGGCUGGAGGCACUGGUCUGGAAAGGGGAGUUGCAGGAGUUCCAGCUGAGUUUAGUAUUUGGACAAGGGAGGCUGGAGCUGGGGGUCUUUCCAUUGCAGUGGAGGGUCCCAGUAAAGCAGAAAUCUCAUUUGAAGAUCGGAAAGAUGGAUCCUGUGGAGUGUCAUAUGUUGUACAAGAAGCAGGUGACUAUGAAGUGUCUAUAAAAUUUAAUGAUGAACACAUCCCUGAUAGCCCCUUCGUUUUACCAGUAGCCUCUCGUUCUGAUGAUGCUCGGCGACUUAAUGUGACCAGUUUACAGGAGACAGGAUUAACGGUCAACCAAGCAGCCUCAUUUGCAGUCCAGCUAAAUGGUGCCCGUGGAGUAAUUGAAGCCAAGGUGCACACACCGUCUGGAGCAGUGGAAGAGUGCUAUGUAUCUGAAGUAGACAGUGAUAAAUAUUCAAUACGUUUCAUACCAAAAGAGAAUGGAGUGCACUCUAUUGAUGUGAAGUUCAAUGGACGUCAUAUCCCAGGAAGUCCCUUCAAGAUCCGUGUAGGAGAGCAAAGCCAGGCUGGGGAUCCUGGUCUUGUAACAGCCUUUGGCCCUGGCCUGGAAGGUGGUGUGACAGGCAGACCAUCAGAUUUCAUUGUGAACACUCUGAAUGCUGGAUCUGGCUCUCUCUCUAUGACCAUUGAUGGUCCUUCCAAGGUGAAACUGGACUGUCAAGACUGCCCAGAAGGUUACAAAGUCACCUAUACUCCCAUGGCACCUGGAAAUUACUUGAUCUCAAUAAAAUAUGGUGGACCUCAGCACAUUGUGGGAAGCCCCUUUAAGGCCAGAGUCACAGGUGUGCGUCUCUCAGGUGGUCACAGCCUUCAUGAAACCUCCACUGUGCUUGUGGAAACAGUCACCAAAUCUUCAGCCUCUGUUGGGGGUUAUGGGGUAGCAGUACCCAAAUUUUCAUCUGAUGCUUCACAAGUGGUAUCACAUGGUCCUGGACUUUCCAAGGCAUUUGUGGGACAGAAGAACACAUUCACCGUAGACUGCAGCAAAGCAGGCACCAACAUGCUAAUGGUAGGAGUCCAUGGUCCUAAAACCCCAUGUGAAGAGGUUUAUGUUAAACACGUUGGCAACCGACUGUACAACGUAACCUACACCGUCAAGGAGAAAGGGGACUACAUCUUGAUUGUCAAAUGGGGUGACCAGAAUGUCCCUGGAAGUCCUUUCCAAGUUGCUGUUCCUUGAGCCACUUCCCUACUGUGUAUCACCCAGGAAGCAUCUCACGUGGCCUACAUAUCCUCCAAUAAAGGACUGGACUGUGCCAUUUAUUUUGCAAAUGCACUGAUGGAAAAAAACAAACUGUAAUAAUUAUUAAGAGUAAAUUCCCCAAGUGCUUUUUUGCACGUGAAACCUACGGACGCUCCUAUAGCAUUAGAAUGUGCUAGCGCUGUCACAGUGCGAGGCUACAAGCCGGCACACUACCAACAAUGCCUGUGUUCUUUCUGCUUUUUACAAAACAGUAUUUUAUAUUCCGGUUGGUGUUUCUUUUUUGUAAAGUUGCUACCUGUUGUUUUAUAUGCGCUUUAUGUGUUCAGUUUUUUAUUAUUUUGUGGGGGGGGGGGAUUACCAAAGUGGUAUUUUGGAAGCAAAAGAUCAAAGGACAGGGGUCAAGAGGUCAUUGGUAUUUAUAAUAAUUAUGAGUAAAAGUAUUUGCAUAAGAAAAUGAACAAACUGGAGUUUAAUCACUUUCUGACUGAAUCGGUCAUAUUGCGUUACAAAUGAUCUGUUUGCUCCUAUUGUACUUUACUGGCUGUUGGCCAUUGCUGAUGUGUGUGACUGGGGACAGGAACUGAAAAGCCAGGAAAUCAAAUUCAAUCUUCCAAAUGUCAGGAAGACUAAGCCAAGCAAAGAGUAACAGAUAGGGGUUAAUUUGGGUUGGGAACCCUGAAGAACGUUUUUUUAACUUUUCACAAACCACUUGGAUCCAACAGCAGCUUCUAUUUAACUUAAUGUUAACUGUUCAGAAGGGAAUUAGAGGUGAGCUUUUUUCACCAUCUGUCACACAAUUUUUUAUGUUUUAUUUCUAAUUUUUAAAUUUCAAAAUUUCGACAUGAAUAUUUUUUAGAAAUUUUGGUUACAGAUUUAAGUAAAGUCUGACACAUUACCUGAUCUUUUCAUCCCUGACUGAAUUACAUGCAACCCUUCACUUACUGACCUCUUGACCUCUGACCUGGCCAGUCUUCGAGCAAUAUGAUUGGUUGUCAUAGCACUGUGAGCAGAGGUCACGCUGGGCCUUGCCAUGUGACUGCAUUUUAUAGAGCUUUUUAUUUGUUCUGUGCACCACACACGGAUUUAAAAAGCCAGUGGAUGUUUGUUAUAGACUUUCAAAUUGAUGCCUAUAGAAGGUAAAAUAAAAAUUUAUUGCUAAUGUGCAGAAAUAAA
Molecule: messenger RNA, 9861 nt
Organism: Bombina bombina (fire-bellied toad)
Lineage: Eukaryota; Metazoa; Chordata; Amphibia; Anura; Bombinatoridae
Gene: FLNC
Product: filamin C
Exons: 48
Coding region: 454-8664 (2736 amino acids)
Biological process (GO): actin cytoskeleton organization
Molecular function (GO): actin filament binding
Source: RefSeq, a predicted model, not a curated record